CGCAUUAAACCAAAGAUUCGUUGGCUGAACGUGCAGCAGCGCGCGCGAUCUAAUAAAUUCGAUCCUAAAAAAAAAUUCACAUCCGAAACGGAGCUUUAGCUCCUGGCUAAAAAUCCAAAAAAAAAAAAGAGUACAAAAUCAGGAAAGCAGAAGACGGUAAAGCAAUCAGUUCAUCUCAUAACCAAUUUGAAGCGUUACGAAUUUCGCGCCAAAGACAAAUCAAGGAAUACGGGAUACGAACUCCAAGCUGAGUUGCCCACUCAGAGUUUGAUUUAGUUUCGGUUUUGCAUUUCGCAAUUCACAAUUCGCAAAUUCGGUUUCAGAUUGUGUCGAAUCUUCAAUUGCAUAACGGCAGUAAUAAUCGCAUCGUGUUGUGUGCUUCUUUGGUUUAGUUUGUUGCAGCCGGCAAUGCUCGAUGCAGAUGCAGCAGAUGCGGCCAUCGUAAUCCCAACCGCCUGACAAGGAAAACGAGAAAAAUAAAACAAAAAUAAAAACGACUGGGAAACAAAUAACCCAAGUGACUGUGAAAGUAACGAACGGUGAGGCACAGAUUCAGAUAUUCAAUUACUCUUACUAGUCUGCUGGUGCCUUGUCGCCGCUACACAAUGAGAAUCCAAAUCUUGGUCCUGACACUCGUGCUGGGCCUCGUCUGCGCCCAGGCCGUGGAUGCGGAGGCCAAGAGCAGUAAAGACAGCAGCAGCAUUCGAGCGGCGGAAGACAGCAAGAGCUCCGCCUCCACACCGCUGGAAACGGAGGCGACCAAAGACAAGCGACAGGUGAGCUCCAAGGAGACGUCUCUGUACCCCAACCAUCGUAGUUCGGAGGCAUCGCCAUCUGGCAGUGAUGAUCCCGAAGAUGGACAGGAGACUAUCUAUGGAGCCAAGCCAAAUCAGUUCAUCAUCCGUCCCAUUGCCCCGCAUCAACACCAGCAACACGAAUCACAUCAGGAACCGCAGUUGAGGAACUUUGCGGCUGGCAAUUCCCGACCUCAUGCAGCGCAACUUCUCGAGCAGAGCCAGGAGGUGCAGCACUAUGUCUAUCUGCAAGAUAUAAUGCGCCAUCAUCAGCCCAAGGCCCUGGUGGCCGCAGGUCAAGGCAAGGGUGCGGCCAGUACGCCCAAGAAGACAUCGACUCCGGUGGCCGAGGAGGAGCAGGAACAGGAGGCGGAGCAGCGUUAUGCGGUGUCCAUUCAGCCGCAGCCACAGCCCCAGCAACCACGUCCGCGUCAGUAUCAGGGAGUUGGUCCCUAUCAACUCCCAUUGCCUUUGCCUGCUCCACAGCAUCAGUCGGUUAAUCCCCAGCAGCAGCAGCAACAUCAGCAGCCCUAUCAAGUAAUUCCCGAAGAGCAGUUCCUGAAACUUCUGGAGGAGGAGCUCCAGGCUAGGGCCUACCACGAGCAACUUCGUCAGCAACAGCAACAUCAGCAGCAGCAGCAACAACAUCAUCAACAGCAGCAGCAACAGCAUGUGCCACCUCAACCUAAGCCACUGCCCAUCCACAGUACAGCUGCCACCCACAAGGUGCUGCAGCAAGCGGAUCCCUCUCUAGGGUUAGGUGGCUAUCGUGAGCGUUUUGUGGCCGAUCAGGAACUGGUCACUCCCACUUACUCUCAUCCUCGUGGCGGUCCCAAGUACCUUCCUCUGCCGCAGUCACAGCAACUCCAAGAUGACGAAGAGCCUCAGCAGCAGCAACCUCAACGUGUACAGCUUCAUAAGCCCAUACCUCAUCCUGGCCAGCAACUGAUCCACGGAUUGCCACCACAGAUUGCCUACUACCAACCACAGAUCAGUUACAAAACCCUGCCCAACCAUCCUCUGGCCAAGUCCUCUCUUGAAAGCGAAAUUGAGAAAUUGCUUGCAGCCAAUAAACCAGGACAAUCUUUGGCCUAUGUGGACAGCAGCAAUGAACAGGUUGCAGUACGUCAGCCUCCUCCUCAACACCCACCGGCACCCACCUCUCAUCCAGCCUUGAGGCAACCCAAAGCAUAUCUGGCCAGUACACCUAACUCCCUGCUGGAUGCCAAUAACCAGCCGUUUGUUCCUUCACUCUUUAAGUUUAGCAACUUCCAGCAACCGACGCCCAUUUAUCCAACCCCGGAACCCAAGCGAUUGGGUCCCGUGGUCUAUCCCACUCAGCAGGCUAAUCAGCCGCAGCCGUCGCAGUAUUACUACCAGGAGGCUACACCCACAGGUGCUCCCAAACCAAGCCCCAUACCCAAGCAAUAUCACCGAUCGAAACACUAUAAAUUGGCAUCACCCACGAAAGCUCUGCUUUAUGCAGACUAUGAUCGUCAGGGCUCGCCUUCUCCGCCACCACCAUCCAACUUCUAUCCCAGUCCGCCGGAUCCGAUAAAGCAUGCCCAGAGAAAUCUGGCCGUAACACCUACAGCUCUGCCACUGCAUGCUGAAUAUCCCUCGCCCUCUCCUUCACAAUCUAGUAUCUAUGUGUCGCAGGGAACUGGAAUUGCUACCCCAUCCCGACCCACACCUACUACAGCUCCGAUUCAGAAGCUCCGAACUCUGGAUGAAGUGAAGCAACUUAACCUGCCGCCUCCCAAUGGCAAACCCCUUACCCAGGCUGAAUUCCAAGCUCUCGUAGAUGCUGGAUAUCCGGUAAAGGCAGUCCCUGUACCAGUUCCCGUUCCGUAUGAGCAGUACGUAAAGGAUCAUCCGGAGUACCGUAAUCACCCGCCUGUAGAUUACGCUCAUAUCAUGCGCUUGGCCACACGGCAAUUGGCUGCUCAUCAGCAACACAGAUCACUGGCUGCUCCCUCGGAGCCGUCGGUCAAGAUCUUGUCUACUCCGUCGGCUGGAGAGCUGCAUCAGCAAACAGCGACUGGCAUCGGUGGCGGUAGUAUUACGUAUUUGCAACCCAUUGAGGGUCAAUCCCAUCCCCAUACCCUGGCCCAUGUCCAUGCGCUGCAGAAGAGGAGGCCGCGUGAUGAACAAGACACUGCCGUGGCUGGUAGUGAGCCCAAGGCGGCGGCUCCAGAAGCAGAGCCUGCGAAGGAGAAGGUGCAGUAAACCCGCUUCCUGUUUUAGUUAAAAUGUCCUUGCCUAGUUUGUAAGUAUUGUAAAAAUGUUUCAGCACUUCCUUAAUGUUAAAUUAUAAACCGACAAAUAAAAAUAUAAAAAA
Drosophila eugracilis is the source of this 3135-nucleotide messenger RNA. Its product is annotated as extensin. The record is from RefSeq and is a predicted model, not a curated record. NCBI's taxonomy places the organism in Eukaryota, Metazoa, Arthropoda, Insecta, Diptera, Drosophilidae. Bases 606 to 3023 code for a protein of 805 amino acids. The transcript has 4 exons.